AUGGCACCCAAUAUCCUGGCCCUCCGUUGGACCAUCGGCAUUCUCUUUGGACUUGCCCUCUUUUGCCUCUGCCAGGGCAGCCCUGCUGGUCAUGCAUAUUAUUCCUCCUCGCACGAUGAGCCUUAUCUACUGCAUAAUGCGACUCUCUCUUCCCGGAACUAUCUGCACUCAGAAAAUGAACUUCAUUACCUAUCCAAGCGCGCUCCCCCUGUGGACGUGGCUGACGGUGCAAGAAAGGCCGAGAACGAAUUAUUAUGCUAUCUAUACGCUCAGACUGCCAAGCGUUCAGAUGCCACAGAAGAGCAACUGGAAGAAAACUGGUCCGAGGGAGUGUACAAACUAAGUGAAAGCGGGUUGACGACAACAGCUGGGGCCAUGGCUGCGGAGCUCAAGGCUUUGAAACUUCCGACGGAAGUGGGGAAAAGGGGAUUGAUAGGAUUUUUCUGGAAUCAGGAUAAGUCCUUUGACUACAAAGGUGGACGAGAAAUUCCGAGCGAUGGGUUCUAUAUGGGGAGUAUGAGUGUGCAGGCCGGGUACAUCUCUGCAGAAAACAACGAAAGCCCUGUCCGAAAUCAAGAUAGUCCCCGGCCCUCGCCGUAUAAGCUAUCGGACGUUUAUUUUCUUCAAUGGCAGAAAUUGGCCGCGGGGAGUAACAAGAUCAAGAACCUCAAGUACUUUAUUCGGAAGGAUGUCCAGAAUGAGGAUACCUUGAAGAUCAUCAAUGAGGCCACGGGGAAUGUUGCUAAAGAAUGGCCAGGCACGACCUUUAGCAUGGAAAGUGACGAAAGCAAGGCACUUCUACGGACUCCAAACGGGGUUGGGGUCGCAUAUAUGCUUAUCCAGCAUAAACCCGAGCUGGGAGUGAAAGUUCCAACCCAGGUGCGCGUGUUUAAGACCACAAACAAGAGUGGAUUCGUCGAAAAGCAUCUUCUAUUUUAUAUUGGCAAUUAUAAGGGCGCAUGA
Molecule: messenger RNA, 963 nt
Organism: Penicillium psychrosexuale
Lineage: Eukaryota; Fungi; Ascomycota; Eurotiomycetes; Eurotiales; Aspergillaceae
Exons: 2
Coding region: 1-963 (320 amino acids)
Source: RefSeq, a predicted model, not a curated record